AUGUCAAAGUAUCAUGCUAUUAACUAUGCCUCUCUACCUGCUAUUACCUCGCCCCGCAGUCCACCCAAAUAUCAACUAUCCAAUCCUGGCUACUCCACUCAAAUGGCCCCUCCUUAUGGCCAACCAAACCCUCCCCCAUCCAACCAUCUCGCACUCAAUGAUGAAGUGAGAAAUGGCAGUUAUUGUAGUAACAAACCUCGGGAUAAUAUUUUCUACAUUGUAUUUAACCUCUGCGGGGAAUCCCGAUGCCUCGAACUUGAAGCUUCCGAGCACCGUCCGCGCCGUAAGUACACCCUUGAGAAAUCGCUCUGCAAUAACUACGACGAGUGUGCACGUUGUCGCACGGUUAAAUUCCAGUCCGAAAAACUCAAGCGUGCCAUAGACAGGGAACGAUUUCAUGAGAUCCUCAAUACUCAGCUAUCAAAACUGUGGAUAGGAAAGGGCAUGCUGUUCGAAGAUGGAUUUUCCGACAGCGACAAUAAUCCUCCCCUUUUUGACACCCGGCGGAUUAUGCGUGUCAUUUUAGGAGUACGAUCGAUUGUACUCGAGAAUGAAACAGAAUAG
Molecule: messenger RNA, 564 nt
Organism: Botrytis porri
Lineage: Eukaryota; Fungi; Ascomycota; Leotiomycetes; Helotiales; Sclerotiniaceae
Exons: 1
Coding region: 1-564 (187 amino acids)
Source: RefSeq, a predicted model, not a curated record